AAAAACCUAUGAAACAUGAAAGAAAGCAAUGUAGGCGGGGACUGUGAGCGCGCGAGAGGCAAGAGGAGGAGUCAACAGCGCGCCAGUCUAGAUGCUCUUUUGUCAAGCCCCCUCACUCUCCCUCGCUGUCCCAAGCUCUCACUUAUACUCUUACAGCUUAAGAUGGCGGCCACGGGGACGGAGGCAAUGAACCCGCCUGCAAAGAAGUACGGCUCCGUGGUUAUUACCUUGGAAAAUGUAUUAUUGCCGCCGGAGAAGCUGUCCCCGAGUCCCUCCCAGCAGGAUGGACUGGACCCGGAAAUUGAAAUGGACCUCAGGAUUCUAGGAUGCGAACUGAUCCAGACAGGCGGAAUCCUUCUCAGACUGCCCCAGGUUGCUAUGGCAGCGGGGCAGGUGUUGUUCCAGAGGUUUUACUACGCCAAGUCAAUGGUGCGCUACCCUAUGGAGACCACCGCCAUGGCCUGCAUCGCCCUUGCCUCCAAGAUCGAGGAGGCACCGCGCAAGAUUCGCGACGUCAUUAAUGUCUUCAACCACAUCCGACAAGUCAAGAACGGAAAGACGAUCCAGCCAGUAAUUCUAGACAGCAACUACAUCGCACUGAAGAACCAGGUGAUUAAGGCUGAGAGGAGGCUGCUGAAGGAGUUAGGGUUCUGCUGCCAUGUCAAACACCCACAUAAGAUCAUUAUCAUGUACCUGCGUCUCCUGGAGGCUGACGACAACAGGUGGCUGGCCAUGUCCUCUUGGAACUACAUGAACGACGCGUUGCGCACUGACGUGUUCCUGCGCUACAGCCCCGAGACCAUCGCCUGCGCCUGCAUCUGGCUGGCCGCCCGCCUCCGCAAAGUGCCUCUGCCGGAGAGCCCCCCCUGGUACCUGGUGCUGCGGGUCAAGCAGGAGCACAUCGAGGAUGUCGCCGCAUCCAUACUCAGGCUUUACACUAGGAAAAAGGUGAAGCUGGAGGCGCUGGAGGCCCGGGUGGAGGAGAUCCGCAAGGAGCAGCAGGAGGCUCGGCUACGCAGCAAGGUGGUGGCCUCCAUCGUGACUCCACAGACCAACACCGCCUUCAGCCCCGCCUCCAGGGCCAACACCCCCAACAAGGCCGCAUCACCACCUCACAAGCGCUCGUCUUCUCCAGAGAGGAACUCUGGCAGGAAGCGUAGCGGCAGCAGCGGCAGCCGGUCGAGGAGUGCCAGCCGCAGCCACAGCCACUCACCGCAGCAGCACAGGAGGUCACGUAAGAAGCAGCGCCGCGACUCCAGGUCCUCUCGCUCACACUCCAGGUCUCCUCGUUCCCGGUCACGUUCUCGGUCACGUUCACGGUCGAGGGACAAGCACCGUGGCACUAACAAGAACAAGUAUUCUCGCACCCCAUCGCCCGCCGUCACCCCACCUCCGCGCUUCACAAAGAACAAAGAGAAGGGCCUCAUCGUGCGGUCCAGGUCACGGUCACACUCUCGCUCACCACAGAGGAACUACGACAAGUAUGAGCGUUAUGACAAGUAUGACAAAGUGGAGCGGUACCCACAGAAGAGCGGCAGCGGCGGCGGCGGCGACCGGUACGAGAAGAACGACCGGUACGUCAGGGAGGAGAAGCCCGGCAGCGGCGGCAGCAACAAGUACGACAACUCCAGCAAGGACAAGACGGACAAGUACACCAAUAAGUACAACAGCACGUCGUCGUCCGCUGCCGCCGCCGCUGCUGUUGUGGCGUCCAAGUUCGACCGGUACGACACAGAGAAGAAGAAGUACGAGCGCGACGACAACAAGAAGUAUUACGACAACGGCUUCGGCAAACCCCACAAGGCGAAGAAGAAUGGCCGCCACAGGUCUCGCUCCAGGGACCGACGGCGGUAGGGCGUCCCCACCGCCGCCGCUGCCACUGCUGCCACCGCCAACACAACCCCAGGGACUCGGUAACCCCCGGAGGCCUCACCUCUUUUCCUCGGCCUAACUAUUAAGUCUUUUGGAACUCUAUUUUAGUGACUUUUUUUUAUUACAAGAUUAUUUGUAUAUUGAUGUAAAUAUAUAUAUAUAGAAAGAGAUUAUAUAUAUAUGAAUAUAUAUAUCCAUACACACACACAUCCAUAUAUUACUGUAAUCAGUUCCUUGCCAAUCAGUUCAGAUACUACAUGUCUCUAGGCCCUACCAUACCGUACAUACAGAGUGCUUACAGCCUUUACCAAACUACUGAGACAGAUUCGCUGUAUUUUUUUAAACGUCAUGACUCGUGGUGAUCCGGUCCCCCGCCGUGCUGUGCUGGCGGGGGACGCAGCCAUAACCCAUAGUGCAAAAGUAGACUAAGUGCUGGAGUGUAUAAUUACCGCUAGGACGGACGGACAGUCACGGGUGCCUGGUCUCGUUAGGGAAGCUCGGCCGGUGGGAACAUUCUGACUGUCGCCUCACGUUCAUUUGCUCCACACUGACAGUUUACAAGUUUACGACGACCUGUCUGAUAUUUUUGUAUCCCUUUUUCGAGUUACCACUUCAUUCAUAUCAUCCUUUCAUUGCCAGAUCCAGAAGUAGGUAUUUUCUUGUUCACUGGGCCUCUUGAAGCCACUCAGGAGCCUCGUACAGAUGCCAAACUUGAUCUCUAGGUAGUAUUAUCCCCCACAGUCUGUUAACAAGGACUGGAGUUGGUGUGUGGAGGUGCAGUGCGGCAGAUGGGACGAGUGAGUGAGGGGAUGCAAGAGAGAACUGAUUGGGAAAGAAUUGAUGGACAUGGAGUUUCUGGGUCACAUCUUAGGAACAUCGAGUGUGUGGAGGAAGGCAAGUGUCACUGAGUUUGAACCAAGUAUGGAUGAUAAGGAACACUGGGGAGAGUAAGAUAGGGUUACUGAGGGCGUGUUGCGAGUCAUGUCUUGAAUCUCUGGGUGUGUGAGUGAGGGUAGCCAGCAGGGAGGUCACAGGGCAAGGCAUGUCACUAGUUCAGGGUAGAGUCACAGGGGCAGUCUAACCUUGUGCAGUUUGCUAAGGGGACAAGAUUUUCAUCCACUUGUGUUGCAUCUUGUACCCUGAGACAGACAGGCAGACGUUUAGGGUAUGUUUCUGAGGUGGCUCUGUUAUGUGUGAUUCAGGGAGAUGCUGGAUAUCGGAGGAGAAAUUUUAAAGAAGAGAUGACCCUGGGUUUUUUUUUUUUCAUAAUUCAGGGAUUUACUGUACUCUAAGAAGAUGGAAAUUUAAGUUUAGGGAAGAAGUGAACCUAUUUUGCAUAAUUUGGGGCACAAGAAUGCAAAAUUUUGAGGUUUUAGAGAAGAAAUUAUAGUUUUGUAUAAUUCAUGGGACAAGAAUGUGGAAAUUUGAGUUUUUAGGGAAGAAAUUACCCAGUUUUGCAUUGUUCGUGGCAAAAGAAAGUGAAAGUUUAUGUUUUUAGGGAAGAAAAUAACAUGUUUUGUAUAAUUCAUGACAAAAGUGAACAUUUUUUAGGGAAGAAAUUGAUCUGUUUGCAUAAUUCAUAACAAAAGAAAGUGAAAAUUUAAGUUUUUAGGGAAGAAAAUAAUCUGUUUUGCAUAAUUCAGAGAUGGAAAUUUCUGUUCUAGGGAAGAUAUUACUGUUAAUUGGCAGAAAAAAAGUGAAAAUUUAAGUUUUUAGGGAAGAAAUGACCCUGUUUUGCAUAAUUCAGGGAUACAGUGUGUCAUGGAAGCUGCAGAUAUAAAGGGAUUCAUGAGAGAACCUACUUUUGAGCAUUUAAGAGAACCCUACAUGUCCUGAGAUAAGGGAUAUGUAGGUGACCGUCAGGGAAGUCAGAUAACCCUGUGUUGACCAUGCCAGGGACCCAAAUAACCCUGAGAUUGAGAUUUAAGAGUUUCAGGGAAGUUGAAUGAUGUGUUUUGAGAACUUUAGAUAUUAUGUAUGCCCUGAGAAAGAUGGCCACGUGGGGAAACAUUCAGGGACGAGAGAUGGCAGUCACUUAAGGAUUCAGGGAAGGCAGAUAGCCCUGUUUUUUGUGCAUUUCAGGGACUUAACAUGCCCCAAAAAGAGAGACAGAGAUGGAUAUUUUUAAGAGGGAAUUCAGGGACAGCAGAUGGCCCUUUGUUUGUUUGUUUGUUUUUAGUAUUUCAGGGAAGAAAAUUCAUACAAACGUAAUUUUCCUUAGUUUACGUUCGUACCAGUUUCUUUUCGAAUGCAAAGUGACCUGAAAGUCAAGAGUUCUGGCGUCCCUAGUACCUCUUGACCCGACCAUGUGUGCGCGUGUGUGUCUGCUGCGUGGUGGUGUGUGCGCGAGCGAGUGAGCAAGCAAGAGAGAAAGAGAGAGAGAAAGAGAGCAAGUGGUUGUAAUUAAGGAUUAAAACUGUGAUGUGUACAUAAUAUUAUACCCGAGCCUGUCAGUAGUUUUGUGAAGCACUCCUGUGUGUUUUCACCUCCGUGUUGUACAAAGAUUAAAUAUUUUUUCUUA
This is a messenger RNA of Scylla paramamosain (green mud crab), 4393 nucleotides long. RefSeq names its product cyclin-L2-like. Gene Ontology annotation, molecular function: cyclin-dependent protein serine/threonine kinase regulator activity. The transcript is spliced from 8 exons. Gene Ontology annotation, biological process: regulation of transcription by RNA polymerase II. The record is from RefSeq and is a predicted model, not a curated record. Lineage: Eukaryota; Metazoa; Arthropoda; Malacostraca; Decapoda; Portunidae. The coding region runs from base 16 to 1854 and encodes 612 amino acids. Gene Ontology annotation, cellular component: nucleus.